CUUAUAUUGUAGGUGUUACCUGCUUCUCCCCAAUAACUACUGUUUCUGGAAAUGUGCAGGUUAAUUGAUGAUUAAUUUAAAAAAAAACUCUAAUUGUGCCUUCAAGCCACAAAAUGUGGAAAGGUUCAACAGGGUAAAAAUACAUAUGCAUGACAUUCUAUAUUAGCUAUAAAGUAAUGUCUAGUAUGAGACCCUCGGGACUGAAGUUUUACCAAAAACACAUUUACAUCUCUUAGGUGAGCUCAUUUAAAGCAAAAGGAAUGCAACUGUAGUUAACACCAUGCUUUAGCCAGCCCUCUCAAAAUAUGCCUAAAAUUGCCUAUACCAAAGUAAAAUGUAGCAUUCCACACUUUGGCUUUAUUUUCAUUCUUCUUACUCUAAGAGCUUGGAUAUUCAAUUUUGAAUUCACUAUCUAAAUUCCUCUGGAAGGCAUUACAGAAAGCCAAUAGAAAUACUGCAAACAUGCACUGUUUCUGAAUCAAAGCUCAGUAAGGGUAAAUAAUUUGACCUCGCUGGAUUUUGCCAUUGAAUUUUCUUUCCCAGGACAGCUUUAACAACAGGCAUUGUUACCCUUAUUUUUUCAUUGGCGCUUCCUUUUGUCUGUUUUAUAUCCUCCAGUGUCUGAGUUGGGGGAUGGGUCAAAGUUAAUAAUUUAAGUGCUUAGUGUAGUGGUUGGAGAGAGUCUUCUCAUACACAGCUCCCACUGGAAUUACAAUGACAGAUUCAUGUGAAGAGGACAUACGUAUUCUGUCUAGCUUUCAUCUCUCUCUCUCUCUCUCCUCUUCCACUGCCCAUUUUUACCCUCAGCUGCUCCGCUGGAACUCUUGUUUCACCCCAGGUCAUCUCCAACAGGGGUAGUCUCAUUGGUUGAAGUUGGUGGUCCACACUGUGUAACCCCACCAUAUUGUUGUUCCAAAGGUUGUAUCAGAGCUUCAAGCUCAAGGUUGAGGAGGUCUUUCCCAUUGUCUCUCAAAAGCUCUCUCAUGUCAUCACUCUCCCAUAGUCUUGCCAUUCUAUGAUAAAGACUUAUUGUCCCCCAGAGGUGUGUCAUCUUUUGUUUUCAAAGGGUCACACCCAAAUGUUUGUGCUAUUAGAAUAAAGAAUAAAGACGAUAGAGAACAGUGAGUUCGCACCUAUUGAAGGAACUCCUCUAUGUUAUAACUCAAGUAAAAUAAUGACAGCUUCUGAAAGCUGAGAUUUACAAGGUCUGCAAAAAAGCAUGUAAGGUUAAUUGUCACCAGAUUUCUGGUUCUUUUGGAUCUUUGUGUUUGGCUUAACUAAGCUGCUUUUCAUUAGAUUAAAAUGGCAAUUAACUAUGAGCCCCAUCUGCCUGGGUUGUGUGAAAGAUGUGCUGUAGAUAAUUGGUGGAGUGCAGGUGCAAUGAGAUGAGAGUGUGUAUGAGAACAAAAAGCGUUUGUGUGUGUGCAGCACCUGUGCUCCUUCUCUCCAGGGUUAUAUCACACCUGCUUAUACACCUGUGCACUCCCAGCUCUGUGUGUUUCCCUGUUUCUCUCUCCACCUCUUUCUCCUCUCUCCAUCUCUCACCAUACCCACAGGGCUAAGGGCUUAUGUGAGAUCUGACACCUUGCUAGAGUACUGAUAAUAGUCCCUCCUCCCAAAUGACCCCAAAGAUCUAUUUACAUCUGCUUUUCUUAAAAAGCGCUUUAUUUACUAAAUUAUUAGGUACCUGCAUGUAUAAAAACCUUUUUUGCUAAGUUUCUGUGAGAAUGCUGAGUGGAAAUUUAACACUAGACAAGAUGUACUUAAGCCGUUAAAAAACCUCUAAUUUCUGUUUAACAUUGCAAUUGUUGUUUGGCAGUUUGGAGACAGGAAGUGAGUUGAAAAGUAAUCAGAGAUGUUUUGCAGUAAUUAGCCCUCUUUGUAGUUUUGGUGGAGGUAGUCUGCAGGAUUUGAAUAGAGAUGGGGGUUGUGUGUGGUGCUUGAAGAGUGGGGGUCCCUCCUAUUGUAGCCUGUCCUGUUCAGGCUUGCACUUGCUGUAUGAGGGAGGGAGAGAGAAUGAGAAAGCGGGCGAGAUAGGCACGGGAGGCAGCUGUCACUUAACAUGUGAAUGUUAGGGGGCAGCCUGGGGUCUUUAUAGAACACUUUUUUCCUCCUUUUUUCUCCACAAGCAGCAUGGAGUUUGGGAGGCAAAAGAGGAUCUGGGGGAGGGGCUAGCCAAUGGAGGGAAAGAAGGAGCCACGGAGAUGAGAGAGUGCUCCGCUGUCCAACUGUCUGGCACAAGAGAAACAAGAGCCCGAGAGUUCACACAACACACUGCUGGCUUAUGGACCAAGCUCUACCCAGGUCUGUGAAUGGGAACCAUGCUUUAUUUCUGACCUGGAGACAAGUGGACUACAGCAGAAAUACUGGGUUCCAGUGGGGGCACAUCCCAUCAGUUGCCUCAACGAGGAAGGAAUUUCUCUAUCGAAGAGGGUGCAACAAAGAGGACAGAGAGUGUCGAUGGGAGGGGGAGGCUGAAGCCAGGGAAGGACAUUGUUCGCCUGUGACUGUGGGCAACGGAAAAGCAUGACCUAGUGUGUGUGUGUUUGUGUUUAAAAGUGUGUUUAAAAGAGUGAGGGAGUGUACACAAGUGCACAAUAUGUGUAUGCCUAUGUAUGAGUCUGCCAGUGAAAAAGCAGAUCUUUCAAAGGAUGCUGAAGAUUUUUGUUCUCUGGUUUGAAUGCAGAAGAACCAAUGGAAUUGUUUUGUUAGCUGUUUGUCCUCUGUGGCCAGGGGUAAGUAUGAAUCAGUGUCCUUAACGGUCAGAAACCGCCAAAUCUCUAAGACUGGGGUGGGCUCUUUCAAACUUCCCCACUACACUGCCUCAGCAGGGAAAGGUGCACCAGUAUCUGUGAUGCUAUGUGGACUGCUCUUGUUUGACUGAAAGGGAUUUUGAUAUGAAUUCAUUAUGAGCAGGAGCAGCUUGGAGGAAUUUAGUUCUCAUUAGUUUUCUCUUUGUAAAGCAAGACUUUGUGCUUGCCCCAGUGCUGUUUUUGUAGCUGAAACGACUCCUGCAUGCAUGGCCCAGGGGCCUUCUUGCCUCACAACUUACUCGCCUGUAGGCUGAAGGAUCAUGGGUAACCUCAUAAGUAGACCUAGCUGCCUGGGUCAGAAGUCCAAGCAAGUGAGGACAAAUGAGGCCUUCCUCAAAGAAUGCUACCAGCGACAGAGGGAAUGGCCUGUCCCAGAGCCACCUAAGGAGGAGAGGAAAAUAGAGGAUGUGGACCAAAUCUCUCCACAAGUUCCCACACCAGAAAAAAACAGGAGCUCACCUGCUCCUACUGUCACAACCACCAGCACUUUGGAUAAUGCCUGGAGAAACACACCUUCCCCAGCCAAAACACUGUAUAAUGGGUCUUUGCCCAGGAGGACCAAUGUUCCUGAGUACAGGAGAUCACCUCUGGGACAAUGUGGAACAGCGGAGACAAGAGGCACCCUGCAGAGACGAGAAUCUGGAAGCCCAUGGUCAUGGAAAACUCUGAGCACUCGAGAAGUGACUGAAGUCACCGAAGUGACAGAGACUAUCGUGACAGAAAUUGUGGAGGUGACAGAAUAUCCACCAGGACAGAAAGGCGGAGAUCCUAUUAUUACCAGGACGGUUAGGGUCCUCACAGGAGCGGCUGAAGAAUUAGCAGAGAUGCAAAGUGAUGGAAAGUCCAAUUUGGAGAAGGAAUUAAGUCUGGAUAGAUGGAAGAGUACCAGGAGUACUUUGGCUCUGACAGAUGGAUUUGGGGAUCCCGAAAUGUUUAAGCAAAAUCUGCAGACAUUAUUAACGUGGGUUUGUGAGAUUGAAGAGCUCGUGGCAAAUCAAAAACCUCCCUCAUCUGAAUUUAAAGUAGUGAAAGCUCAGCUUCAAGAACAGAAGCUUCUGCAGCGUCUUCUAGAGGACAGACGGUCUAGCAUGGAAACUAUGAUGCAGGAGGGCCCACAUUUAGCAGAGGGGCUUCAGGAGGAAGACAGGGAUAAAGCCAAACUCCAACUUCCCCAACUCAAACUGAAGUGGGAAGCUCUUCUUUUAGGCGCUAAUAGCAGGAGACAGAGAUUGGAGCUAAUUUUGCCCCAGGCUCAGCUCUUUCAGGAGAGAAUAGACAGUCUUCAUCAGUGGCUAAUAUCCAUGGAGCAGGACUUAGCUGAGCUCCGUUCUGCAGAGAGAGCAAUGCUCCAUUUACAGGAAGCCACCGAUCAAGCCAAGGCUGUUAUGGAGGAAAUACAAGCAAAGAGUGCUGACUUAGGAAAGCUUCAAAAGUGCUGUCAUGAUUUCAUGGAGAUAGUCUCAGAGGAAGAGUCUCAGCUGGUACAAGAGAAGGCAGAUAGUUUGCGGAUCCGGUACUCAGUGCUCAGUUUAGGCAGUGCUGAUGUGCUGCAGAGGCUGGAGCAGGCACUGGAGGCUUCUAGUCGAUGCACCUCCAGUCAGGAAGACCUCCACCUGUGGCUGGGCCGCAUCGAGAGGGAAAUUCUGGGAACAACUCAGACUGGUGAUGCAGUGCUGUGUGCUGCUGAGAGACAAAGGUUGGAACAAGCAGUUGAAAAAGAAUUGGCCUGGUUUCGAGCUACAACCCAAGGACUGGAGAACCUCAAAGUCAUCAACCUGGACCCUGAUGUCAUUGCUACCCAUCUCUAUGAGCAGAAAAUACUCACAGUGGAGAUUCUUCAGCACAGAUUAAACAUAGAGAAAAUGGUGAAGGUUUCUGAGCUCUUAAAGGCAUAUAGUGAGAGUGAGGAUAUGGGAAACCUCCAGACAAGUCUGGAUACUCUGGAGGAGCAUUGUCAGAUAACCACUGGCACCAAUUCCCAUGUGGUGCUGCAGCUGGAGCAUGCUCAGUCUCUCUUGUCCCAGUUCUCAGAGGGCUAUGCCGAGGUGGUGCCAUGGUUACAGGAAACCAAAACCCUUACUGACCAGCUUGCUUUGAGCACCAUCAGUUACGAGGCAUUCAGAGAACAACAGGUGCUCUUACAGAGCCUAAGGGAGUCUAUAGCUGAGCACAAGCCUUUAAUAUUCCGAUUAGGAAUGUUGGCCAAGCGUCUGUCAGACCUGAGUCCUGACCAGGCACAGCAAUACUGUCAGAAAGCGGCAGAGGCUGAGGAGCACUACCAGACUAUCAGAGACAGAGUCCGAGAGGCUGCUGGAGUCCUUGAGGAGUCUCUGCCACGGUAUACACAGCUGAAUGAGAGGAUGAUUUUGAUAGGGGAAAGCCUGGAGCGUCUCUACAACCACAUGCAGACCACAGUGAUUCUGCAGGGCCUCACUCCACGCAUUCAGGAGCAGCUGAAGGACAACAAGAACACUCUGGCUGAGCUCUCCAAGCUGGAGCUGAGCCUGAACAGUGUGAGGACUCAAGCUGAGGAGCUGCUGGCAAACACACAAGCAGCAGGAGACAGCUCCAUAGACACAGCCAUCCAGGAGCGAGUGAGCAGCCUGACCAGCCAGUGGGAGGAGACUCAGAGGCAGUGUCAGGAGAGGGAGAAGUGGCUCCUCCACCUGCUUGAUUUGGCUACAAGGUUCUGGAAUGAUGUAAACAGCAUGACAGUUGGGCUGAAUGAUGCCCAACAAACUCUGCUAGACCUCAACUCAAGCAGAACAGACUCCGAAACCAUCCAGCAGAGCCUGGUCACAAUGCAGACGCUGAGAGAGGACAUCGAUGGACUACAAGGAGAACUGGACACACUUGGGGUUUUGGGAAUGGAGCUAAUGUCUGCAUGUGGAGACACGGACAAGCCAGAAGUCACAAAAAGCUUAGACGAGCUCUACUGCACAUGGAACAAUCUAAAUAAGAUCUGGACUGAGUGCCACCAUAAGUUAGAAGAAUCUCUACAGUUGGCGCUGAAUUAUCAGGACACCCUGCAGGGGCUAUUCGAGUGGCUCAAGUCAGCAGAGCUGAAAUCCACUGAAGAGUUCUUAGUAGGAUCUGAUCUUGGAUCUGUCAAAGAGCAGCUGUGUGGUCUGAAGGAGUUCAAGCGGGAAUUAUACCAGAAAAAGAUUGAGAUUGAGAGUUUGAACCAUCGUUUUGUGGGUCGUCUCUCUCCUGGCUCUGUGCGGCCCGGGUCUGCCUCACCACUGAGUGAUUUUCGUCAGCGCUGGGACAGCCUGGAGUCAGAGACCGUCAGCCGACAACACCAGCUGGAGUGUGCACUGCUAGGAUUGGGCCAGUUCCAGAACAAUUUUGAUGAGUUGCAUGCCUGGAUCUCCCACACUGCCGAACUGCUGCAGGCAUCUCGGCCCAUCAGCAUUGACCUACAGGCCUGUGAGAUAGAGCUGGCCAAGCACAAGGUGCUGCGCAAUGAUGUGAUGUCACAUGUCCACACUGUGGAGUCUCUGAACCAGGCAGGCAGGGUCCUGCUGGAGGGCACAGGAGGAGAGAGCCCUCAGGGUCUGCAGCAUCGCCUGGAGCAACUGAACGAGUGCUGGGAGUUUGUGCGUUCUGAGACAGAGCGCAGGCAACUGGAGCUGGAGAAUUACCUCAGUCAAGUUCAAGAUGUAACAAUGGAAAUCCAGGAUCUUCUGCAGUGGAUGGAGUACACAGACUUGAAGCUGUCCUCCACUAAAACUGUAUGGGGAAUGCCAGACUCUGCCAGUGAGAGACUCAGUGCUCAUCUGGAGCUAUGCAAUGAGAUGGAUUCUAAACUGCAUGCCUACACAAAUAUCCGUAACGCUGUCCACAGGAUGCUGGAGGGAAGCAACGUGGCCCAUGGCUCCAGCACUGAGCACAGCUUAAGCAUCCUGGAGCAGAAGUGGAACACUGUUUAUACAAAAAUGCAAGACCGCAAGGCUAAGUUAACAGAAGGACUUGGUCUAGCAAAGGAGUUUAACAGCAAUGUCCAAGAUCUGCUGACCAAAAUGGCAAAGUGUGAAGAGGUCAUUAGUGCCAUGCCUACUCCCAGCUUCAUCCUCGACACCAUCAGCACCCAGCUUCAGGAACACAAGAUGCUGGUGAGUGAGGUCCAGUCAUAUGGGGAGAAGAAGACUUGUGUGGAGAAUGCAGCCUCACAGCUAUUGGAGCUUAGCAGGAAAGAGGACUGUGAUGUGGUUCAGAAUCUACUGAUAACGGUGCAAGACCGCUACAGGAAGCUCCACCAGCACACCACAGAGAGGGGAAAGACUCUGGAGGAUGUUAAGAAACAAGUUAAACAGUUCAGUGAGUCCUGGCAGCUGAUGAUGGACUGGAUGACUGAAGUGGAACAGACUCUGGAUACACACAAGGAGAUCGCUGUGUCGCAUGAGGAGAUAAAACAGCAGCUCACUGAGCAGAAGGAAUUCCAUAAACUCUUUCGCUCCAAGAGGCCAAUGUAUGAGGCCUGCCUGAAGAGUGGUCGCUCCCUCCUAGAAAAGACUCAGAAUCCUUUAGACAGCCAGCACCUUGAGAACAUGGUGUCUGAGCUCAGAGACUCAUGGGAUACCAUCAGUGGAAAGUCUAUGGAGAGGCAACAUAAACUGGAGGAGGCACUGCUGUUUUCCGGAAGGUUCAGCGAUGCUCUCCAGGCACUAAAUGACUGGCUGUACAGGGCAGAGCCACAGGUUGCUGAAGAUGUGCCUGUUGGUGGCGAGAAGGACUUGGUUAAUAAUUUAAUUGACAAGCACAAGGUGUUCCAGAAAGAGCUGGGGAAGCGUGCUGGCUGUAUUCGCACCCUGAAGCGUUCUGUGAGAGAUCUGACUCGUGGAAGCACUGCUGAUGCCCACUGGCUGCAGGGGCAGAUGGAGGAGCUAGAGGUCCGCUGGGAGGCUGUGUGUAAACUCUCGGUGUCCAGACAGACCAGACUGGAGGCAGCACUACGACAGGCAGAGGAGUUUGACAGAAUGGUUCACUCAUUCCUUGAUCAACUUGCUGACAUUGAGAGGGUUUUGAAAUAUGGAGUACUACCUGAAGAAGAAGAGGCUCUCCUAACAUUUCUCGCACAGCAUAAGGAGUCAAUGAGUUCUUUAAGUGAUCAUCAGGUGGAGCUGGAAUGCAUACAAACCUUGGGUGAAGGAAUACUGUCCUCCUGCCAUCCUGACUCUGUUAUUACUAUCAAAUCUUGGAUCAGUGUCACCAGAACCCGCUAUGACGAGGUCCAGACAUGGGCACAGCAGCAAACUGAGCGAAUCCAAGCUGCGCUUUCUGCUCUGGAGGCUGAGAGAAAGGAGGUGCAGCGCCUCUUGAACUGGAUCUCCUCUGCUGAAGAAUCACUGAACCUCAGAGACCAGGAACCCUUGCCUGAUGACAUAGAGCAGACAGCAGAGCUCAUCACCCAGCACACGGUUUUUAUGGAUGAGUUAAAGAGUAAAGUGAUCGACGUAGAAAACGCCACAAAAUCCUGCAAACACAAGCUGACUCCUAAGCAGCAGGUGUCUCCGAGCCACAAGACGCCGACCAAAAGGAGAGGCCCAGCAAAGUCCCAGACCUCAGUUUCAUUGCCCCUGGAGAGGCUGGAACCUCACACACCCCAGUUGUGUCAACUGGUUAGCCAGUGGCAGAAACUCUGGGUCGAGGCCCACAGCAGGCAGAACAGACUUGAAGAGCACCAGCAGAGACUCAAAGAGUUGGAAGAGUUUGCUAACUUUGACUUCAACAUCUGGCGCAAGAGGUACAUGCAGUGGAUAAGUCACCAAAAGUCUCGAAUUUUAGAUGUUUUUCGCAGCAUCGAUCGAGAUCAGGAUGGUCGAAUCACCCAAAAGGAGUUCAUCGACAAUGUUCUGGCCUCCAGAUUCCCAACCAAUUCCUUGGAAAUGACUGCUGUUGCAAACAUCUUUGAUGUGAAUGGUGAUGGAUUCAUUGACUACUAUGAGUUUGUGAGUGCACUCCACCCAAGCCGGGAUCCGUACAGAAGAACAAUAGAUGUAGACCAAAUCAACGAGGAGGUGAGCAGACAGGUGUCCCAGUGCAGCUGCCCAAAGAGGUUUCAGGUCGAGCAGGUUAGCGCUAACCGGUACAGGUUUGGAGACUCUCAGCAGUUAAGAAUGGUGCGUAUUUUACGAAGCACACUCAUGGUGCGUGUUGGUGGUGGAUGGACAGCCCUGGAUGAAUUUCUUGUUAAGAAUGACCCUUGCAGAGUGAAAGGUCGGACAAACCUGAAGAUAAAGGAGAAGUACCUGUCACCUCAUUCUUUUGAAGUAUCCGGUUGCAGAGGAAGCAAGGGGAUGACAGUGAGCAGGUCAAACUCCAGCCUGAGCUUAUACAGCAGCGCAUCAGCUCCUAGUAGUCCUUUAUCUCGAAAGGCAUUGUUACGCAGAAGUUUCUCUGGGGAACGGUGCAUUCGGCCAAGGAGCUCUAUAGCUGCAUUAGGAACGGAUCAGUUCUCUCCAGCAAGAGGUGAUGAUUCUCCCUCACCUUCAGAUGAAGCUGAAAGAGCCCCCACAUGAUUCUACCCUCAGCUCCCAGCAUGUAAAAGCAACAGGACUCAGGAUCCUAAGUUCAGAGGCCCAGAAAGUAGUACAGGCCAAAAUGGAAGAACUUAGUUCACUGGUUCCACAACACACAUUGGACUCCUCCACACAACCCUUCACACACUCACCCUGGCUGAUGGACUUUUUUUUUUAUUCAAGAGCUGGUGGAUCAUGUUCCAAUUGGUACAAAGGUGUGGUAGGAAUUCUAUCUACAGUCAGGAGUUAUGCAACCUUAUUCCUUCUCACAACACAGCAUUCUGCCAGCUACUCAAAUUUGUAUUUAUAUAUUUUGCUUGUGGUUUUUUUUGCAAAGCAAACACAGUAUAUCAAUCUCUCUGUUCUGAGAGCUUAAAGUGUUGGAAUGUUCUGCAUGGGUAUUAGCUGCAUGAUGCCUCUGCUCUCCCAAAUCCCAAAUAUUUGGCUUUAUACUAAAUAAUGUGCAUACUGAGGUCCUUUACUAUGAGUGUGUGAGCAACAAAAAUGCAAAUGCCUUUCCUGAGAACACACAUAUACGCACACAUUCACACACAUCAGUGAUCUGUUUCAUAAUUAUUUACAAGACAACCUGCAGAUACUGAUGCAAACCAAAACAGACAGACCUUGUUCAACUGCCUUAAGGCUUGAAUGAAUGUAUUCUGUAUUAUGAUGUAUUGUAUACUCUUAAAAAACCCCAACACUAAGGUACAUGUGUAUUGAACUUUGUAAGUGUGUUUGUAGAAUUUCCUCAGGUUUGAUGAGUAUUUAAAUAUUAAGCAGUAAUUUGAGCCUUGUACAAAGGUACACUGUAAUGCCAGUUAGAAGACUUGACACACUGAACAUCCAAAAAGAAAUGUUUUUCACUGCAAUCAAAUACAUAAUGGAUUUGGUUUUCUCUGUAGCUCAUGUUAAUGUCUUUGUAGAGUAAUUAUAUUUCAAAUGUAUUCAUGCAUAGAUUUCUAAAUAAAUAAUUUUGAACAAUCAAGUGUUUCCCUAAGAGGACAUGAAAGUGUAGGUCUCCAUGAGAUUAGCAAAAAUAUGAAAUGUCCAACACUCUCUGCCAGUCCUGAACUGUAUUUUAUUUAAACCAAAAUCCACAUGUAUUUGAUCUGUUUUUGUAUCGUGCCUGCAGGGCAGAGUCCUGUACAGCUCUUCAUUUUAUACCUUAAAGAAUGUCUUGGUUGUGGCCUUUGGUUCAUAUCACAUAACAUGCAUGUGCCUUUUUUGUUGAUCUUGCAUACACAAUGUGAAUACUUCUGAAGUCUGUGGAACACUCUUUGUGUCAGUUGUCCACUGACUGCAGGAACAAUGGUGCAACAAUGAGUAUCUGCUAAAAAAAAAAAAUCAUGUUUACGGAUAAUAAAACAAUGUUCUGCCGUUGUACCUUCAUUAAUUAUAUGUCUAACUGCUGCUUUCUGAAACACUGGAAAGAGCUUUUAACUGGCUAUGCACCUUUCUGGUGACAUCCAACAAAGAACUGCAUGUACUCACUUCAGAAUAUUUUUGUUUCAUU
Molecule: messenger RNA, 10847 nt
Organism: Pangasianodon hypophthalmus (striped catfish)
Lineage: Eukaryota; Metazoa; Chordata; Actinopteri; Siluriformes; Pangasiidae
Gene: macf1b
Product: microtubule actin crosslinking factor 1b
Exons: 40
Coding region: 3074-9334 (2086 amino acids)
Biological process (GO): intermediate filament cytoskeleton organization; cytoplasmic microtubule organization; wound healing
Cellular component (GO): focal adhesion; cytoplasm; hemidesmosome
Molecular function (GO): calcium ion binding; structural molecule activity; microtubule binding
Source: RefSeq, a predicted model, not a curated record